AUGACUUCCAAUGAUUUGAACCAAGCUACAAAAGUCAGUGACCUCUCACUGGAUGAAACACAUUCUUUUCCCAAAAGUUUGAGAUACAUCAAGUCAAAGUGGCUGGGAAAAGAGGACAAAAGGAUAGAUGCUUCAUCUAAGGAAAACAUUCAGUCUGAGACAGAAGGGCAAUCUCCAGUCAGUCGUCCUGCUACCAAUCAUAAAACUGCAGCAAAUAUCAAUUUUUCCACAAAUCCUACAACUAUCAAUCUUGAUGUUGAUUCAGAUCUUGAAAAUCUAUCUAAAUCUGUCACACCAUCACCAGAAAAGGGGAAAAGAAGAAAGGCUUUUCACACAAUUAAAUCAUAUUUGGAGAAAAAUAAAUCACAGCAAAGUAUUGAGACUAAGCAAAGUAAAGAGCCUCAAAAAGAAGAUUUCUCAAGUGUUUUAGUUCCCGAUUCGACACCUUCGUCAAAUCAGCUAACUAUUUUUGAAGAAAAGCAUCAUAAAACUGCCGAAAAUUGUAGCUCAAAACAAGAUUACUCUAUUGAUACCAUUGAUACUAAGCUGGAUCAGCCUAAGACCUUAUUUGAAAUCUUUAAAGUUAUCGAAAAUAAAAAGCAAUUUAGAAAGGAAUUGGCAGAUGACCGAGUUAAUCAGUCCGAAUCGGAUUCAGAGUUGAGCUCAGAUGUUCUCACUAUCAGCAAGAAUAAAAAUGAGCAAAAUGAAAAUAUCAGUAGAGAUGAAUUUGGUCACCCCUCAAAGGUAUCCAACGCAAAAGUUAAUGGCUCAGUGUUACCAAUUCCAAUGUUCAAUUAUCAAACAAAAAUGAUCUCAUUAUACGUUGGUGAUUUAGAUAAAUCUGUGACUGAGACUGAUUUAUACAUGUUCUUUUCUAAAUAUGAAGGUUUAAUUUCUGUCAAAAUCCCCCUAGACACAAUUAAAAAUGAAUCAUUGUCUUACGGAUAUGUCAACUUUGACAACCAAGCUCAUGCCGAUUUGGCAACAGAUGGCUUGAAUUAUACCAGCUUAAAAGGCUCUGAUGUUAGAAUCAUGCCAUCACUCAGAGACAAAACUCAGAGAGAAAAUAUGGGUGCAAACCUUUUUUUCUCCAAGUUAAGUCAUGACCUAAGCUCAAGAAUCAUGUUUGACAGAUUAAAAGUAUUUGGCAAAAUUUUGAGCUGUAAGUAUAGUAAAGAGAAAGGAACAUGCUUUGUGAACUUUGCCGAUAAACUCCAAGCGUAUAAAAUAUGCAAGCAGUUUAAUGAAACAAAAAUGGAUGAUAGAAUCAUCAAUGUCUCUGUGCAUAUCUCUAAGAAAGAGAGAGAAUCUUUUCAACAGCAUAGCAAACCUGUUUCAUAUACCUCAAAAGAAUUGAUUCCAAACUCCACGUCAACAAACCUAGACACAAGUCCAAGUUCAGAUGUAGAUAAAAAGAGUGAAAACGUUAGGUCUGGUAGUACUGAUCUUGAGAAUGAAAAUCAAGGUGUAGAAAAGGAUGCUGCUACCAGUAAGCCUAUUAGCACACAAUAUUCGAUAUUCAUCAGGAAUAUGCCCCUACACUUGAAAAGAGAUGUCGUUAGAAGUUUAGUAGAACCUUAUGGCACUGUUAAAAACAUUCUUACAAGAGACGUUCCUAUCAAGCAAGGUUCAUGGGCAUUAGUAACAAUGACAAACAAAGCCGCAGUAGACAAGACUAUACAAAGUUUGAAUUCAGUUGAGCUUGAAGGCAAACAGCUAUUUGUUACUCGUGCUAUUCCAAGAGAGGAAAAAGAAUAUGCAAAAAGAGAAGAAAAGUAUCCAAAAAAGAAACUCAAACUAUUAGUAAGUCAAAUAGAUAUGGAAAAAGAUAAAGAAUCUUUGGAAAAUUGGUGUUCCAAAUGUGGUUCAAUCAAAUCGGCCGAGUUUUAUGCCUCUUCAAAUGACGCAAACCAAUCAAAUGGAUACGGAUAUAUUGAGCUCAAUGAUGAAAAUGAUGCAGAUAAUUUGGUCAAAGAAAUAAGAGAGUUAGGCGUCUCUUGUUACAAAAUCAAAAUUGAAAUACCAUCAAAGGAGAACAAUUUUGAAACAUUUCGUUACCCUUAUGUGAUGAACGCUUUAAGUAGGAACGAUAACUACAAUGAAUUUAGAAAAAAUCCAGGUGUUGUAUCCUUCUCAUAUGUCGAUCCUAAUAAGAUGUUCCAGCUUGCAAAUUUCCAGAAGACGGUCGAUAAUGACAAAAUAAGUGUUUUCCAAAGGCUUGAAAACAACAAUAAAACCAAAUUUAAGGAAAGAGGUAAUCCCUUAAGUGAAACUGAUGAAGAAAUUUUGAAAGAAAAGCAAAAUGAGAUGUAUCGGGUUAUUUGGGAGAUUUGUGUCAGAUUAUUCAUACCAAAGCCUGAGAUAUGGGCAAACCAAAAGUAUUGUGCCGGAAUUUCACCCACUAACGAAAUUUUAAGUAAAUCCAAAAUUUCCUCACUUACGAAUCACUUGGUUAAGUUCUUCUGGGCAAACAACUUCAAUGAGUUUUACAAAUUUAUGAAACAAAAUCAAUUUGAUAAAAAAAAUAGACUUUUGUAUGUUGCUCAUCCUGUUCUUGCAAAUCAAAUAGUUCAAAGUGCAACCUAUCUUGGGAUAGUUCCAAAAUAA
Pichia membranifaciens NRRL Y-2026 is the source of this 2607-nucleotide messenger RNA. RefSeq lists its product as hypothetical. Gene Ontology annotation, molecular function: mRNA binding. The coding region runs from base 1 to 2607 and encodes 868 amino acids. NCBI's taxonomy places the organism in Eukaryota, Fungi, Ascomycota, Pichiomycetes, Pichiales, Pichiaceae. The transcript has a single exon. The record is from RefSeq and is a predicted model, not a curated record. Gene Ontology annotation, cellular component: cytosol.